UUAAACCCCCUCCCUGGACUGCCCUGCCUCUCCUCUGCCCAGUGGAAGGCAGGAUUUACCUUCCCUGUGCUCUGGAAUGGGCAGAUCCUCCCCAGCAUGGCUCCUGGAAAAGCUCCCAAAUGUGGAGCAGGAGGAUCAGGUUGGAUUCCAGUAGGAAGGUCCAGCUCCUCCAGCCGGGAGGGACUGAAGGAGGCAUCCAAAAGCAGAGCUGGGUUUGGUGGGAGACCAGGCUGGUGCCCAAAGGUUCCCACAUGGACGCAGAACGGGAAGGAGGAGGUGAGGAGUCACCUGGAGUGGGCUGGACAGGAAGGGUGGGCUCCAGAUGUGACCCAAUCUUUGCUUUAAUAUGAGAAUAAUGAGAGGAAUGGGAGGGUGGAGCAAUGGGCAUUGCAACACCCCUGGUGGACGCAACACCGGGUUACUGGUCAAACUGGGGCACCCUCCAGCAUGGCCAGAGCCUGGGGACAUCUCUGUCACCUCCAGGGGACAUCUCUGUCACCUCCAGGGGACAGGGGAAGGCGUGGGUGGAGGAGCAGAGCAGCCCUGGGCACAGCAGGGACAGUGGUGCAGGGAUGCUGGGCUGGGGGCAGCUCCUGCCAGGUGAGGGGCAGGAGGGCUGGGAUGGUCCCAGCAGAUGUGGCACCUCCCCAGGAGUGGCCUGGGGGGGCUGGGAGACCCCCAGAGACCCUGCUGGGGUUGUUAUGGGGAGGCAGGAGGGGAUCUCGCUGCUCCAGGUGUGACGCGAUGGCGCUGGGCAGCAGCGCAGGGAUGUCCCUCCUUUCCCCAUCCCUGCAGGUGUCCCAGGCUGGGCUGGAGCCACCAGAGGGGUGACCCUGCCCAUGGCAGGGGGUGGCACUGGAUGGGCUUUCAUGUCCUUCCCACCCAAACCAUCCUGGAAUUCUGUGGCUCCUGAUCUGGGCUGCUGGGGGCUGACACUGGCCCGGUGUCCCUGCUGUGACGAGGACUUCGUUCCAGGAUUUUCCAGGGGACUGGCCUGGAUCCUGUGUGCCCGGUGCAAGGCACCAGAGCAGGAGGAGAUGUUAAUUACAGCCUGUGCUAAUUGCACUCAUGAAAACACCUCCUGCAACACAGCCCCUGGCUGCCAACUGGGCCAAGGGCUGGCAGCUCCUGCAGCCUGGGCUGGCAGCGGGGGGUGGCAGAUCUCAGCCCCCAGGCACUCUGGGGACCCUGGGACAGAUGCUGAGCCCUGGGAGGGGAAGGGCAGAGGGACUCCUGCUGCCCAAACUGAGCAGGGGUGGGGAGCACUGGUGCCACAUUGCUGCUCUCAUCCCAGGUGGGAGAUGUCUUCCAAUAAUCUGAUGCUCUGCAGGGCGAGGUUUGGGUGCCUCGGGUGACUGUGACCAGCCUGGCUGGGGUGAUGGCCACGGACCAGGAGCAGCUCCUGCUGUCCCCACCAGCUGAGACUCCCUUUCCCAGGGCCAGGAGAGAUUCCCAGGACAGGGACACUGUUGUGAGCAGCAGAUCUGCCCUUAUCAAUCUGGAGUCACUGCAAUGGCUUUUAAUAGCCCAGGAGGGCCCUGCCAGAGGUGACAUCUCGUGUGACUCAGGGUCCCCGUGUGACUCAUGGCCACUCUCCACCCUUGGGUGGGUGUCCCGCGCCACUCCAUCCCCAGGGAUGGGAUGCACUCUGAGCCUUGCCCUGGGCCAGCCCCAGCCUCCCACGCGGAUCGGAUUACCUGGCACGCUCCUGCAGCGCGGCCACUGCCGGCUGUCCUGGCGGGCUGAGCCGGGGCAGCCAUGGACGGGCUGCUGCUCCCCGGGCUGCUGCUCCUGCCCCUGGCAGCGCUGCUGCUCUACAGGUGCAGCCCCCCCUUCCAGUACCUCUGCAAGGUGGCCUUUUUCAACUGCUGGAUCGUGGCCUUGGCCACCCUGCUGUCCCCCCUGGCCGCCCUCCGGGGCCGCUCCGUGGAGAACAUGAAGCUCCUGCGCGCUGCUCUCCUGCCCCUCAAGCGCUUCUACGGCAUCAGGAUGCGGGUGAGGGGCUCCGAGCAGCUGCAGCUGCAGGGACCCUUCGUGAUCGUCUGCAACCACCAGGCUUCCCUCGACCUCAUGGGAAUGGUGGAGGUGAUUCCCGAGCGCUGCGUGCCCAUCGCCAAGCGGGAGCUGCUGUACCUGGGCACGGUGGGCUGGGCGUGCUGGCUCAGCGGCACCAUCUUCAUCGACCGGCACCGCCGGGACGCGGCCAUCCAGGUCAUCGCCCGCGCCGCCCGCGCCCUGCGGCGGGACAACCUCCGCGUGUGGGUGUUCCCGGAAGGCACCAGGAACCCGGGCAAGUCCAUGCUGCCCUUCAAGCGCGGCGCUUUCCACCUGGCCGUGCAGGCCCAGGUUCCCAUUGUCCCCAUUGUGAUCUCUCCAUACUGGGACUUCUUCAGCUCCAAGGAGAAGAGAUUCACCUCCGGGACCUGCACCAUCCAAGUCCUCCCCAGGGUGGAAACGCGGGGCCUGAGCCCAGAGGAUGUGCCUGAACUGACCGAGAGCGUCCGCCAGGCCAUGGCUGAGGCCCUGGCCGGGAUGUCCACGGGUGACCACGGGGACCAGGACACGGAGCAGCCUCUGCUGGGGCCGGGGAAGGACAGGGGCAGCCCCCAGGGCCAGGGGAGCAGCCAAUAGGCAGAGGG
This is a messenger RNA of Oenanthe melanoleuca, 2639 nucleotides long. RefSeq names its product 1-acylglycerol-3-phosphate O-acyltransferase 1 (gene AGPAT1). The transcript has 6 exons. Gene Ontology annotation, molecular function: 1-acylglycerol-3-phosphate O-acyltransferase activity. NCBI's taxonomy places the organism in Eukaryota, Metazoa, Chordata, Aves, Passeriformes, Muscicapidae. The coding region runs from base 1759 to 2631 and encodes 290 amino acids. Gene Ontology annotation, biological process: phosphatidic acid biosynthetic process. The record is from RefSeq and is a predicted model, not a curated record. Gene Ontology annotation, cellular component: membrane; endoplasmic reticulum.